Chara braunii is the source of this 2701-nucleotide messenger RNA. The record is from the annotation of a GenBank genome assembly. NCBI's taxonomy places the organism in Eukaryota, Viridiplantae, Streptophyta, Charophyceae, Charales, Characeae.
GUAUCCCUGAAGGAAGACGGGAGCGCGUUGACGAUGCUUGACCCCGUGAAAUUCCUCGCCAAAACAAACGGGUACAGCAAGCCGGGCAUCGAAUGUCUUCGACGCUCGUGCCUUUUGACACGCCGGACGAGGAUCUCCCGGAUAUAGCGAAGAGAGUGAGACAGAGUUCGGCGGAUUGUUUUCCAACGCAACAGACCUCGAGUGGUGGGAGCCGGCUUCGAAAAAAACAGAGCCAGCCGCGUCGUCACACCGAGGAAGGGGCGCGAGGUCCUUCUGUCGAAUCGGCCCGCUUGAAGGAAUGUGCAGGACCGUCUCGGCAGUCCGCCCAGCAACGCGGAGGCACCCCUGUCGUCACAUCCUCAAGGAAGGGAUCGUCGGGUCGUCGGGCUCCUGAUCGCCAGGAGGGCAAUGGAGGUGCGUCCAAGAGGGCAGCCCUGCGGGAGAGGAGCGAGGGAUCAGACGAAGAAACGGAGAACGAUUCCAAGAUUCAUGUCGAGCGGAACGCGCAGGGUAAUCUUGCCGUCGACGAUGAGCAAUGUGGGGUCCAAGAGGACGCUGCCAACGAGGACAUAAGCGAGCGAGAGAGAGAGGGCGAGGAGCGUGAGGACUCUCUGCCCGACUGCGAGGACGGAGAGUCUCGACUGUUCGAUGGGGGCGACUAUGGGGACGGUGGGGAAAACGAUGAUAACUGCCUUGCCGAUGAUGAGGAUGGAGGGGAGGAAGGGUCGGAUGAUAUGGAGGUCGAUGAGGGAGCAGGAGAUCUGUCGGAGGGCAGUGUGCAGAAAAGGAAGCGGCGAUCUUCAACAAGUCCGACGGGGGCGGCGGAUAAACGCGCUGCUAAGAGACUCACAGUCGCUGUAUCUCGGGAGGCACUAAGAGUUUCUCAAGAGGCGGCCACUGAUAGCGUGAAGAACAGAAAAGGGAAGGCGUUAACCAGAGCGACAAAAGCGGAGAAACGUCCGAUGAAAAGAAAGCAGAUGGUUGACGAGGGUGACUCCGGAGAAGACGCCGAAGGGGCUGCUCUUAGGGCUCCGUCCGAACAAACAGAGCGUUCCUCUGACAAUCGAUCUGUCACAGUGGACACAACAAAGUGCUUCUUCUUGGAGUUCGACGAAGAUGGCUACGCGAGAAAGGAUCGGGUACACAUUCAAGUGGAUGUAACGAAGAUCUUGCCAAUUCCGGAAGGUGACAUCCUCUACAACCACAGAACGUUGGACGAAAAGUUGGUGCAGUCCAUACACGAUGCGAUCCAUAAUGCGGCCAAGGAAACCAGCGGCAAGUGGGAUUUCAUGAGUUUCAUCCUGGCCCCCAUUGUGCCCUGCCGGGACGACUCUCAAGGCAGACGGAUCACACCACAGGAAUUCGACGUCGAGGAGGCGCAUACGUACCACUGGUAUGCUGUUGCCGGCCAGCAUACGGUUGAGGCUAUGAACAAACUCACAGUGGACAAGUCACCGACCGAGAAAAAAUACGGCUUGAGGUCAUAUUCUCACGUGUGUGUUGUCUACUUUGACGACAACACAAAGAGAGGAUAUCCGUAUGUCUCGGCAUUCGACAACACAAGGGAAGAACGUUCUGUCCCGCGAUCGUUUUCCUCGUCGGUGUGGCAAAUCAGAACUUAUUGGGAGAAGAGGUGUGGCCGCAUCCGUCUUCCAGGCACCGUGUCCCCAAAUGACGUGGAAGGAUUGAAACAAAAAAAGAAGUGGGAAGAGUUCAUGAAUGCCGCCUGCAAAAUGGCACCGGAUUCCAGUCUCGUGACGUCGUCCCUGGAGAACGAGUAUUGCAAGGACUGGACGAACAAGAUGCGGGGAUACAUGAAUCUUGCGCAGUGCGGCGAAACGGUGUGGCCAUUGGUGGAUAGAUUUUUAAAAAUGUACGAGGAAGGGCAGCUGCCAAGAGUUGACGGUGUAAAAUACAUCGAUCUGUCGGGGAAAGUGGAAGGGAGGCUACCGGGGCAGUACUUUAUCAUGGACAACUCCGGGAAAAAAAUCUUGUUCCACUGCAUCAAGGCCAAAAAGGGGCCUCCAGACGCAACGGUGUCUAUACCGGACUUGACGCCCUCCAGCUUCAAGCUGUUUGGGGAUAUGAUAGCGAGAGAGAAGCAAGUGGCGCUACACCACAUGAUGCGUGCUGAUGUUAUCGUUACAUCACGUAUGGUGCCGCGUGGAGGGUGCAACAUGGCGGACCUAGUGAUGCAGAGUGUGUACAAGUGGGACGAUGUCGAGGUGCUCACCGGGUCUUUGUACAGACACUACACACCAUCGACGACCGUGAACAGGUAUGGCAACAUUGCGGUUCGGUACAUUGACAUGAUGACUAUUGUUCUCCACGCCGAGAACCGCAACUUGAGCAAUAUAACGAUUGCGCCGAAAUUGCGAGCGGAGCUCACAAAUUUGAACAUUGAAGAGGGUGAAUUUGUGAGGUGCUCAGGGGAGUGUAUCGGUGUGGAGGGCGACACUGAAGCGGUUUAUUCUUGGAUGGAACGAGAGCCUGCACGUCUCCGGAAGCUAUGCAGCUCGUUCAUCAGGGAGGAUGAUGGCGUGAUGCUGCUGGGCAAGGCACAUGCGGGACUGAUAUGAAAACUGGGUAAGGUCGGACACCACGUGUUUGCAUGCGACGACACGACAAAGGAGCUCACCUACCUUUCCAAGUUCUUGGAAUUCAACGUGAACGACCCGAGGAACAAAUGCAAGUUUGAAAA